Messenger RNA from Ascochyta rabiei, 1011 nucleotides. RefSeq lists its product as uncharacterized. Gene Ontology annotation, molecular function: catechol 1,2-dioxygenase activity; ferric iron binding. The record is from RefSeq and is a predicted model, not a curated record. Bases 1 to 1011 code for a protein of 336 amino acids. The transcript has 3 exons. NCBI's taxonomy places the organism in Eukaryota, Fungi, Ascomycota, Dothideomycetes, Pleosporales, Didymellaceae. Gene Ontology annotation, biological process: catechol-containing compound metabolic process.
AUGUCUACUACCGGCCCCCCAAAAGAUGCCUCUGUGCCGACCCUGAAAGAUCUCACGAUUGACAAUAUCACGGAAAACGUAGUCCGCAUCAACUCACAAUGCGCCGAUCCGAGACUGAAGUACGUGAUGGAGCGCCUGGUCUCGCAUCUCCACGACUUUGCGCGCGAGACACGCUUGAGCUUCGAUGAGUGGAUGGCAGGGAUCCAGUUCCUCACGCAAGUGGGACAGAUAUGUUCAGACGUACGACAGGAAUUCAUCCUCCUCUCCGACAUUGUCGGCCUCUCCCUCCUCGUCGACUCCAUCGACCACCCCAAGCCAGCGCACUCGACAGAAGGAACCGUGCUGGGCCCCUUCCACACCCACGACGCCCCAGCCGACCAGAACGGCUUCUCCAUCUCGGCGGACCCCAACGGCGAACCGCUGCUCGUGCUGUGCACAGUCAAGUCCACGAGCGGCGAGCCCAUCGAAGGCGUCAAGGUAGACAUCUGGGAGACGGACAGCAACGGCAAGUACGACGUGCAGUACGACGACCGCGGGAGCAAGGCGGACGGCAGAGCAGUCAUACACAGCGACAAGGACGGCGUCUUCUGGUUCCACGCCAUCGUGCCUGUGCCCUAUCCCAUCCCGCACGAUGGGCCCGUGGGGCGGCUGCUGCAGAAGCUCGGCCGGCACUGCUGGAGGCCGAGCCAUAUGCAUUUCAUGUUUGACAAGCACGGUUUCGACCACCUGGUGACCGCCCUGUACCUGCGCGGAUCCGACUACGAGACCUCGGACGCCGUGUUCGGAGUCAAGGAGUCGCUCAUCGUAGGCCUCGACACGGUGACGCCGGAGCAGGCAAAGGAGUACAAGGUGAGCGAGGGCACGAAGCUGCUCACAUACGACUUUGUGCUCGUCACAGACGAAGAGACGAAGAAGCUGAGGCACGACGAGGCCGUGAGGGCUAUGAAGUCUCUUGGCCGAGAGGAGGGCAUGACCAUCAUCAACGGCGUACCCGUUCCCGACGUAGACUAG